Molecule: messenger RNA, 1937 nt
Organism: Pomacea canaliculata
Lineage: Eukaryota; Metazoa; Mollusca; Gastropoda; Architaenioglossa; Ampullariidae
Product: dehydrogenase/reductase SDR family member 7-like
Exons: 9
Coding region: 742-1749 (335 amino acids)
Molecular function (GO): oxidoreductase activity
Source: RefSeq, a predicted model, not a curated record
AGAAAGUUUCUAAAACUAGUGUAUUAGUGUUCAAAAAUAUUUUUAGGCAAUCAUUUGAUGCUUUUAUAUAGGGACAUUUAUCAAAUCAAACUUUAUUGUCUGUUGUUUACAAACUACACUCAUGCUAACAUGAUAUAAGCAUAUCUAUAUUUAUAUAACGGGCAGAGAUACAUGUACACGACAUUCAACACAUGCACACCUACACCUCACACAUACACAUAAACCUCCUAUGAAGAAUUCAUGGGUAAUACAGUAGACAUAUGAGUUGUUGUGACUUUUAUUUAGGAUGGUGAUUGCUGCUGGCACAAAGGACCUCUGGCAGUAUAUUUAGUGCACAUGGCAAUUUGUAGUGGCUGCCUAAGGGCAACAGCUAAAGUUUGUGAUGGAGAGUAUGUUUCGUCUCAAAUUAUAUUAUCUUUCUGACUGCAUGAAGGUACAAGUCAGAAAGUGGCAGCUGUAAUGAACCAAUAAUUUUAUUUGCAUGGUGGCUGACUCUGGACAGCCCUGCCUUGUAUUGAUAAAAAGCAAUAAACAGAAAAUUAACAAUGGUCUGAAAACAAAAACACUGCAUUGUCUGAACAUCAAAUCUUAGUGGACUCCAAAUCUGCCUCAGACAAGAUGCAAAGUCAAUAAAAAGGACUUCAAGUCUGUGGGUGUACAAUUGGACAAUUGACUAUCCUAGGACCAUAGUUAUGAAGCAAGGAUUUGGGUGUCUUAAUCCAAAAAAGCUGUGAAUCAAAGAUGACAGAGACAGAAUCAGUCAAAAAUGGAGCUACAUAUUUCUUCACAGUGGCAACAGUCACUAUAGCUGUUUUCAUUGCUGCUGUUGGCAUGGUCUUUAUGAAUACUGACUGUGAUCUUCUUCUGUGGGCUGCAGAUUAUAUUGGCAGUUCUCCAAAUGUACUAGCUGGCCAAGUUGUAUGGAUCACUGGAGCCUCUGGCGGUAUUGGAGAAGCUCUAGCAUAUGCCCUUGGUGCUGCAGGCUGUCGCUUGGUGUUAUCAGCACGGCGAGAGCAUGAGCUGCUUCGUGUAAAGCAGAAUUGUCUAGAUAAAGUUGGGAUGAAGUCAUCAGAUAUUCUUGUUGUACCCCUGGACCUUCUCAGAAUGGAGAUGCAUCCUGAAGCAGUUAGUACUGUGCUCACUCACUUUAAUCAGAUUGAUAUUCUUGUGAAUAAUGCAGGACGGUCCCAAAGGGCACUGUGGAUGAAAACAUCAUUGGAAGUAGACCGUGAGGUCCUAGAGCUGAACACGCUUGGGCCAGUGUCACUAACUAAGGCAGUCCUACCACACAUGGUUAAACGUCAGAGUGGGCAUAUUGUUGUAGUGUCCAGUAUUGCCGGCCAUCUUGGUACUCCUGGUUUGGGUUCUUAUGCAGCUUCUAAACAUGCCCUUCAUGGGUUUUAUGACACUUUACGUUUGGAAGUGUUUGAUGAUAACAUCACUGUCAGUCUGCUAUGUCCUGGACCAGUCUUCUCGGAUGCCUUGAAGCACGCCUUUACACAUGAUAAAGGGCAGGAGCUAGGAGCAGAGAUGAAUCCUACAGAAAACCGAAUGCAGGUUGACCGAUGUGCUUAUCUGAUGGCAGUUGCCAUAGCAAACAAGCUUAAUGAAGCUUGGAUGAGCAAUCAGCCAGAGCUUUCCUAUGUUUAUUUUAAUCAGUACAUGCCAACUUUUGCCAAAUGGGCUGCUGUACACAUUGGAGGAAAGCGAUUGAAGAAAAUCAAGGAAGGAAAAACAGAUCUACAUUAACAUUAUUUACUGAAAUGUUUGAACAAAUACCUUUUUUUUUGCAAUACUUCUUUUACAUCAUCUACCAUGUCCACAGUAUUUUGUGUGUGUGUGUAUGCAAGCCACGGAGGACUUGACACUGGUUUUAUCAAUGUCAGCUUGUAACCAAGUAUUGAUUAAUUUGUAUAGUAAAAGGUGAAUGAACUAUU